Saccostrea echinata is the source of this 5004-nucleotide messenger RNA. Its product is annotated as innexin unc-9-like. Lineage: Eukaryota; Metazoa; Mollusca; Bivalvia; Ostreida; Ostreidae. Bases 512 to 1987 code for a protein of 491 amino acids. The transcript is spliced from 2 exons. The record is from RefSeq and is a predicted model, not a curated record.
AACCUCCUAAGGGGUGUCUGUUUGUGGCGUAUUAUGCAUAUAUAUCGGCUAUGUACAAUUUAUGAAAAUGUAUAAAUUAAAUUAGGCAAUAAACGAACACCAUUUGUGACUUUUGAUGUCCGGCUAAUAUUGGCUUUGCGUGUGUGAGAUCCCAUUUGGUCACCUAUGGAUAGUGUUGCCCCGAGUUUGGAUAUGUAAUUGAAAACAUUCAUCAAAUAAAGACUUCAGGAGAAUUCAGCUAUAAAUAUUUAACCACUUUAUACCGUCCUCAAGAAACUUGUUGUCUUUAUUUGGUGUAUUGACUACAUUCUCAUUGCUGACUGCAUUUUAUAUGGAACUAUACUCACUGAGUGUUCCAAUGGAAUCGUCUCUUAAAAAGUCGAUGAAUCUUGCUUUGUCCUGCAAAAAUACAACCUAGACAUGAUCGACUCUUUAAAGUAGUGAACCCGAUAUUAUUGACAUUUAUAGAAAAUUGAUGGAAUGACAGUUAUAGCAUUCAUUUGGUGGUUUUAUGGGUGGCAAAUCAAAAUCGGGAGGAUCGAAAGGCUCCAAGGCAUCCAAAGGAAGUAAAGGAAACAAAAGUGGAGCAAAGACCCGCAAACAUCACCAUCACCACCACAACCACCACCUUAAUCAUCAUGGCGGGCACCACAAGGACCAAAAUAAUGCGCAUGCGCAAAGUCCAGAGGGAACACAACAAACACAUGGUAGCAAUGAUGAUGAAGAAGACACAGAAGGAUUCGAAUUAUUAACCGCUCUUGGAGAAUAUGCUCUCCCGGAAGGGCUUGAUAGUGUUCUAGGGAGUUUCGCCACGUACGCCCGGCUGAAAGGCCGCUAUGACGACGAUUGGAUAGAUAGACUGAAUCAUCUGUACACCACCAUCAUCUUCAUUAUCUUUACAAUCGUCGUCAGCACCAAGCAAUAUGUUGGAGAACCAAUUCAUUGCUGGUGCCCAGCUGAAUUCAUGGAAUCGAUGGUGGAUUAUACGAACAAUGUCUGCUGGAUCCAAAACACGUACUAUGUCCACCUGGAUGACGAUAUCCCGAAGUCCCAGCAUGCUCGGGAAGAUCGUCAAAUUACGUAUUACCAGUGGGUACCGAUGAUUCUGCUUUUUCAGGCGUUGUUGUUUAAGGUCCCAUGUAUUCUAUGGCGUAUCUUGACUGCUUCCGCCGGAGUUAAUUUGGAUAAGAUUGUGACGUUAGCGGCGGAAACACAGUACAUUUCACCUGAAGAUCGGGAUAAGACGAUAAGACAUAUCGUACGAUACAUGGACCGAUGGUUAGAAAAUGCCAGGGAGUAUCGGUCCGGAUGUUUUAUACGAUUACGUCAGACAAUAUCUAAGUAUUGUUGUAUUGUCUGCGGAAAAAGAUACGGGAAUUAUCUCGUGACUAUAUACAUGAUAAUUAAAUUGUUGUAUAUGACGAAUGCAAUCGGUCAACUAUUUAUCCUCAAUGAGUUUCUGGGAACAAAUUACAAUGCUUAUGGGUUAGAGGUAAUGCAGCAUUUGGCCGAGGGAACAGAGAUGGUUGAUUCUAUGAGAUUUCCUCGAAUAACUCUCUGUGAUUUUAAAGUACGAAGACUUGCAACCGUGCAACAAUACACCGUCCAGUGUGUGUUGCCAAUUAACCUUUUUAAUGAAAAGAUAUUUAUUUUCAUUUGGUUUUGGCUAGUGUUUGUUGCUGUGUUGAGUUCAGCUAACUUUCUUAUAUGGUGUUAUACAAUGAUAUUUAGACAGCACAGAGUACGGUAUCUAAAGAAAUUUUUGCGCAUUAAUGAUUGCUACAAGUCAGAACUUGACAAAAAGAUGUCUGUUAAGUUUGCCGAGCAAUACCUGAGACAAGAUGGAAUUUUCGUCUUAAGACUUGUAGGAAAAAAUGCCAAUGACGUAUUAGUUAGCGAAAUAAUACUUCAACUUUGGACUCAUUACAGAAGCAAACCGCUAUUUAAACACGCCAACCAGAUGAGUGACGAUAAUAGCAAUGUAUGACUAACCGCGCAAAAACUUCUCAAGUUAGUGAAAAGUCAGUAUUUGAUGUAUCCCUGCCAAGAUGGUACUCCUAAUUGUGACGUCAUAAAGGUAGAUAUGUCAUCAAACGGGUACCUGCGAAACGAACAGUUUGAGACAGAAGUCUAAGACAGGUGUAAUCUAAUGAAACGUCCACAAUUCUUUUUAGUUCUUUCGAUUUCAUAUGAUUUAUAUAGAAUGGAUAUAUGCAAAACAAUAUGCAUCUGUGUUAUGUUGUAGCAAUAAUAAGUUACAAUUGUAAAAACAUUUUUCCUAAGUUUAAUUUUCGUACAUUUAGCUCCCAGUGGAAUAUGUAAACAAUGAAAUGUACAGAAAUCCUUUUCGUUUUUUUUUUUUUAAAGAAUAUGAAAACAGUGCAUGUGACAAACGUUCUGCCUGCUUGUAAUUACAGCUAAACAAAGAAUAAGACAGUUUGAGAAUUAGCAGGAGAGUUUCCCAUUAAGAUUAUAUAAAACAAUUCAUUUAAUCCUAGAUUGAUAUUAUAUUGGUUUUUAGAUUUUAAAAAAAUAUGGAAUAAUAAACAUAGGAACAAAAAAGUAUUUGUACGAGAUUAUCAAAAAAAAAAAAUGUCAUAAUCUAAUACUCAGCUAAAUUAAAAAGAUAUUCAAUGAUUUCUACGUAAUUGCAUGUAAUAGGCAAUUUAAACAAAAACGUUCACUUUAAUAGUCGUAUACACACAUGAAAUGUGCAAGUGUACCUGUCUACAAAAUAUUGCCAAAAUUACCCCACUGCCAAUAAAUCCUGGAACAGCGUUCCAGAACAUUUUUUGAUUAUUGUCCAAAGGCAGUUAAUUUUUACCUCCCUUCGUAUUUUGUAAAGCGCAGCUUGUUCGAUGAUUUGCUUUUUUUCCUUUGAAGUUUUUUUUUUAAAAAAUACAAAUAGGGUAAUAAAAUCCCCUGGAGACCAAAUAUAAAUAAUUUAGAAUAUGGAAUUACGCAUGUCCUGAGAACAUUCUUUUGGAUUCUUUCUUUUAUCUGAGGAAAAUGUCAUAUUUAUUAAUAUUUUUAAGUAUAAAAUGAAAAUAAAAAAGGUGGAUCCUAAAAACAUUCUCUAAAGUAAUUGGGAUGGAAAUUUCGGCAUCGCAGUUUUGAACAUUUUGAUGGGACUAUUUUAUCUAGUCUGAAGAAUAAUGCUUGGAAUUUCAUCAGUUACUAUUUAUACAAAGAAGUGAAUAAACACAGAAGCCGUAUCGGGCUUGUAAUUUCGUGAUUUUGAAAAAAAAUAAUCAAUUAUUAAAACACAGUUCUGAUGUUAGGCUUUCUAGUUGCAAUAAUGAGAAUUUUAACACAUUCAACAGAAAUUUUUUUAUUCCUGUCAUCUUUUGACACUAAAUUUCCCUGUCUUAAGAAUAAAAAAGAGAUUGUUAUUAUAAUAGAUCAUUUUAUUUGUAUUUUACCAUUUUUUGGUCACUUGAGCCUUACGAAAUGACACGUUUGGUACAAUUGAGUACCCUUUGAUCUUAUUCUUUAUGUCUCUUGAAUUCACUCUCAAGAGUUUGCAUAUGUAAAACAGUCAGAGGAAUCAAUAAACUCGGCAGUUAUUGAUUAGGACUUUUCAGAAGUCUUAUUUAGUUUGCCGAUCUAUGAUGAUUAAGUGCUUAGAAUAAUCAAUUGGUUUUUUUUUUUAAUUGUGUAUGCAUGCUACAUUUCAUCACAGUCAGUAUUUGUAUAAAGAACCUGUAGGUGUACGCUGUGCAUAUUUAGUCACUCUGUAUAAGAGAUAUUUAUAUACACUGCCCUCUCGCCUCUUACCUGGUGAUACAAUAUUGAAUAUUUUCUUUAAAGAAGUUACCCGCUUAUAUGUGGUAUUGUUCACAUUUUUCUCCGUGUUCAGUGACUUUUCUGAAAAAUUCAAUAAUAUUAGAAAUGUAUUCCAAGCAAGAAUUCCAUUGUAUUAGUUUAUUUUAUUUUUUUUUCUUUCUAGGAAACGUAAUUCAAGAAGUGGUAGCUAUGAAAUUGAAGUAUAUUUGAUAGAGAAAGUCGUUUUAGCUACGCAGUAUUACGUAGACCUGUUAGGAUUGUACAUAACUGUUUGGUGCACCAUUUCUCCUAGCCUUAUGAUCCAGAGACCUCAUGAUGUAUUUAUCUAAAAUUCCCCAACCAGGGAAAAGAUAAAUACAGAUACACAUCUCUGGUGUCAUCUUAGAAGAAGUGGUACACAGGUACGAAUUACUGGCUGUUUGAAAUUAUGUUUCGAAAUAUUUAUUACCGUGUUAAAUACCUUAUCCAAAAACCCUGUUACCUGUAUUGCAUAUAAUACAAGACCAUUGUUCCGAAUUGAGUACCGUUGUAUUUGUACAUAUCUGGUUGUGAAUGACAAACCAUCUGAUAAUUUCAGUUUUAAUUUUAAUUUAUCGGACUUUUGUGAAGUACUGUAGUUGUUAGAAACUGAGGAGUUACGUAGUUGUUGUCUUGUAGUGGUAAACAUGUUCACCACUUUCAACUUAAGUUGUCACUUUUUUUGUUAUAGAUCUCUGUUACUGUUUUUAGUAAGCUUUGAUACAAGUGCAAUAAUAAGACACUGUAAAAUCAUGCCAAGUUAAUUUUUAAGUCCUUCAAAUUCAUAACAUAGAAAACAUAGAUUUGCGAAUUCUUUAAUUUCUUCAAAAUAUCUUCUAAAAUUAAAAUUUGUUUGCAAAAGUGAUAAGAUUGAACAAACAGAAGUGUAACUCUGUAACGGACAAACUUGAAAUGUGCGACAAUAAUGGUUUCAUAGAAAUUUGACAAAAAGCUGGGGUUUUUUUUUUAAAUAAUAAAUAUUCAUGAUCUGAUUUUCUUAUUUCAUGUUGGUUCAUACAUGAGUAUAGGGAAAAUGAACUAUCAUUUACUCACAUUUUUUAAGUUUCCUGUAUGUUCUAUGAUCUUUUUUUUUAAUGUAUAAAUAAAUAGUAUAUAUUCAUAUGUUAGAACUUAGAAAUGACCUGGCAUGAUCUGAUAUCAUUAUAUAGCUAACCUUUUUCAUUUCUUAUUCAACUUUUU